Molecule: messenger RNA, 1029 nt
Organism: Botrytis sinoallii
Lineage: Eukaryota; Fungi; Ascomycota; Leotiomycetes; Helotiales; Sclerotiniaceae
Exons: 1
Coding region: 1-1029 (342 amino acids)
Molecular function (GO): DNA binding; protein dimerization activity
Source: RefSeq, a predicted model, not a curated record
AUGUCUGAUCAGAAUAUACUCGAGUUACAGCGAUUCAAAGAGUCUCAAGAUCGUUUACGAUCUCGACAGUCAUCUAGGAAGCGGCAAUAUGGAUUACUGAAGAAAGCAGAGCAAUUUCGAAAGGUAGCAAACCUGGAUGUAGCCAUGAUUUUGUUCGAUCCUAUUUCUCAACAGUAUUGUACCUAUAGGUCAAGAGAUGAUGAAUCCUGGCCACCUUCUAUUAUGGAAAUAGUGAGUACGCAAUCUAUUCGCUCAGAAACAAUUCAGUUGAUUGAUGAAUCGCAGACCAGAUUGAGCAAUUCAGUCAAUUAUUUGCCAGAAGAUUUCGAGCUGAAAGAAAGAAAUGCAACUGCAGUUGAUGAAAAUAUUCAUACUGGGAAGAAGAGACGAAACAAAAUCCCUGACAUCUCCUUGAAGCGCAAAAAGGCAAAUUCAAAAAUUUCAGAUACGGAAUACAGACCAAAAUCAUCACUACAGCAUCAUGAGGAGAUCGAACCAUCGCAUGAAUCAUCUCCUCUUGCUCCAGAAUCAUUAGUGGGGGGUUUUAAUGGCUUGAUCAACGAAGACGCAACGGCCGCUUUGAUAAUGUCAGGAGAAGACCUUGAAUAUUCUGGUGGAAACGAUCCAUCAAUUCAUACUAACAUUCAGCAACCACGUGAUAUACCUCCUCUCAUUCUCGGACCAUGUAGUGAAGAUUUGAAUGAUCCAACUCAUGAUCUGUCAUCCUCAAUGUUGAUUCCAGAAGAUAAACUGGACUACUCUAAACGAGCUUCACCUGAUCCUAUCACAAAAACUUCCCUCUUUCAAUCGUCCGUGGACUCGAUCUCAUCUACAAUGCAUUACACUACACAUGAGAAACCAGAAGACUUAUCAUCGAUAUCAACUGAGCCAAUACCCAUGCCACGGUUACCAGGAUUUCUAAGAGAUCGAUUUUUUAAUGAAACAACAUCAUCAACGCAAUCGCCAACUUAUGAGCUCCCGGACUUCGAAGAUGCCUUUGAAAAUAGUGUGCUGGGCAAGAUAUUCUGA